This is a messenger RNA of Durusdinium trenchii, 2139 nucleotides long. NCBI's taxonomy places the organism in Eukaryota, Dinophyceae, Suessiales, Symbiodiniaceae. The record is from the annotation of a GenBank genome assembly.
CAACACACAGCCCCCCUAUGCAGCCUAUGCAGCCUAUGCACUUCUUUGAUGACGGGGUGAUGUGUGGUGCCCCGACAGUCGUCUGGUUUCCGAAUGCUCACACCACCGUCCGAAGACGUUCCGGGUACGAACUCAGACGACGAGACGCAGCGAAGAACGGGACGGAACGAACCUGAAGGUGUUGUUCUCCGGGCCGCGAAGCCUAUGGGGAGCCAUGCGCGCCUUUGUCGACCGAUGGUGCCAGAGUCGACCAGUGCUGGUAGCCAUGCUGAUGGUCUCCUACUCUGUGCAGAGGCAUGAUGGUCACCUCAGCCCUGGAACGGACUCAGCGACGCCCGCCAAACCCAACGACUGGUUGGUCGCGGUGCAAAACAUUCAGACCCGUUCUCUACCAGAAUCUACUGGAGGCAAGGCUCAUCCACCAGUUCGAGAUAUACAACUUUUUGCUUUACCUUGUUAAGCUGACCAGGCAUGAAGGCAGACCAAGGUGGGAGGGUGCCUCACAGCUCACAGUGAUGGCCCAUGGAUACGCAUAGAUGUGAAGUACAAAGAAUGCUGGACUAGUGCCUGUCUGACUAUUUUUGAUCCCAGCUCUCUUUUCAACAGUGUUUCUCAUGGAUUCUAUCAACAAAGCAUAACAAAGUAAUGGGCCGCUUCAAAACCAUCGGGUGACUUCAGUGCCCGUUUCACAAGUCACUGAGGCAAAGCCACAGCAUCUCGAGUGUAAUCUAUGCACCUUUCCGUACGCACCUACCUCUCCUUCAACGUUACACCUGAACGAUCUCGAUCUGGUCCACUCACCGUGUCUUGACACCCAAAGGUCUCAAAUGCUAAGCUACUAGGUUGGAGGCCACCGUUACUAGGGUGGAGGCCAUUACUAGCAGCAAGAAGCUACUAGUAGCUAUUUGCUACUAGUAAUUUCCUUUUGGGGUCCCAGCCACCCUCUGAACGAUCCUCCCCGCCUGGCUGCGAAACUUCCCCACGUCCGCACGCGGACCUCGCCACGUGACCCGCAGUCUCUUGAUCACCUCUUCCAAGUCGCACGUCCAGUGCGUCGUUCGGGACGGAGUCGGACACCAGGUCGGUGGGGUUACUAGCGUCACAAAACGUGUACUUAAAAAGGGAGAGGCUUCCUCUUGCCAUUCGCUUCAUUUUUCGAAGUCUUCACGCAGCUCAUCCGCUCAUUUACUCAUCUUGUUUGAAACCACUCGGGAGGUCUGAGACACACCAGGUACAGCGCCACGGUGGCCGUCUUCUUCACCGAGUGCGUCAAACUGGUUUUUGCGCUGGUCAUGCUGCCACCGAAGGCGCUUUCCUCUUUGCAUAAGUCUGCAAGUUGGCUGUUUGCCGUACCUGCAGCGCUCUACACCCUCCAAAAUCGGCUGGUGUUUGAGGCGCUACAUUUCAUCUCACCACCAGAGUACCAGCUCCUGAACAACAUGAAGCUUUUCACCACCUCCCUGGUGUUCCGGGUGGUCAUGAAGCGUCAGCUGCGGGUGUUCCAAUGGUUGGCCUUGUUGCUCUUGGGUUUGGGCAUGGCAUUAGCCACCACACCCAAACCUGGAUCUACGACUCAAGAGGAUACUCGCCAUGAUGUGUGGAUUGGAUCGGCCAUCAUGUUCGCAGUCGCCUGGUGUUCUGCCGUUGCAGGUGUGAUGAAUGAAUGGCUCAUCAAGAGCAGCAGCAGCGUGUUGGAGGCGAAUGUGUGGCUCUAUCUCUUUGGUGCCUUGAUCACCCUGGCAUCGCUACUGGGGAGUGAGACAGCAGCGGAGGGAUACUUGGCAGGCUUUGACAGCUCCAUGCUUCCGUGGAGUGUUGUCCUCUGCAAUGCCGUUCUGGGUCAGUCCAUCGCUUUUCUUUUCAGGUAUGCUGAUUCCAUUGUGAAGCUCUACGCAGUUUGUGCGGCCAUGGCCCUCACCGCCAUUUUAUCGUCAAUUUUCCUGAGCUAUUCCUUGGAUUUUCAUACCCUGGGUGGCUACUUGGUGACUUUCCUCUCCAUGUGUUUGUACUACCUGCCCCCGGACGUGCUCUUCUCCAGCGACACGGACUUCUUUCACGGGCUCACCCACACGCGGAAAACCCAGUGAUUGGAGGAAGCCGGAGAGUCGAAAAGCCUCUCAGGCGGCAGCGGCCGGAGAA